GAGCGCGCUCUGUGAUUGGUCAGAGACAACGCGGCUUUUAGCGCCAGUUUCGAGGACACCCGCCAGCCGCAGAGAUGUUCGUCAGCGAUCUCCGUAAGGAGUUUUACGAUGUGAUAGUGAACCAGCGCGUGCUUCUUCUAGUCGCUCCUGAUGUUGAUGCUUUGUGUGCAUGUAAAAUACUGCAGGCUUUAUUUCAGUGUGACCAUGUCCAGUAUACAUUAGUUCCCGUUUCUACUUGGCAAGAACUUGAAAUAGUUUUCCUUGAGCACAAAGAACAGUUUCGUUAUUUUGUUCUCCUCAAUUGUGGUGCAAAUGUUGAUCUUUUGGAGACUCUGCAACCACAGGAAGAGACAGUCUUCUUCAUAUGUGACACCCACAGACCGAUAGAUGUAGUAAAUGUAUACAAUGACACCCAGAUAAAGUUGCUUAUUAAACAGGACGAUGAUCUGGAAAUACCGGCCUAUGAUGACAUUUUCCGAGAUGAUGAAGAUAAUGAGGAUGAAGACGAUUCUGGGAAUGAAAGUGAAGGCUCUGAGCCUUCUGGAAAAAGGAGACGCUUUGAUGAGGGAGCUGUAGAAAGAAGAAUUGAGAGAAGACGACAGAGAAGAGAGUGGGAGGCACGUAGGAGAGAGAUCCUUUUUGACUAUGAACAGUAUGAAUACCAUGGAACGUCUUCUGCAAUGAUGAUGUUUGAGUUGGCCUGGAUCAUGUCAAAGGAUUCUAAUGACAUGUUAUGGUGGGCCAUCGUUGGCCUGACUGACCAGUGGGUUCAAGACAGAAUCACUCAGAUGAAAUAUGUGACUGAUGUGGGUACUCUCCAACGACAUGUUUCCAGACACAACCACCGCAAUGAAGAUGAAGAGAAUUCCCUGUCCAUCGAUUGUAUGAGGAUAGCCUUUGAGUAUGAUGUGCGUCUUUCAUUAUACCAACACUGGUCAUUAUAUGAAAGCAUCUGUAACUCGUGCUAUACAUCCUCCAUUCUCAAACUCUGGUCUGUGCAUGGCCAAAAAAAGCUUCAAGAAUUCUUGGCUGACAUGGGGCUUCCUUUGAAACAAGUGAAACAGAAGUUUAAUUCCAUGGACAUUUCCUUAAAGGAAAAUCUCCGAGAAAUGAUUGAAGAAUCUGCUAACAAAUUUGGGAUGAAAGACAUCAGGGUGCAGACCUUCAGUGUUCAGUUUGGUUUCAAGAAUAAGUUUCUGGCCAGUGACAUUGUGUUUGCUGUAAUUGCUCUCUUGGAGAACACGGAGAGAGAUGAGCAUGGGACUGAUAACUUCAUCAAGGCUUUAGACAGCUUGUCCAGGAGCAACCUUGCUAAACUGCACCAUGGCCUGGAUCUCUCUAAGAAGCUAUUGCGGGCCAUUCAACAGACUGUAGCCAGUUGCAUAUGCACUAAUCUUAUUCUAUCCCAGGGCCCUUUCCUCUACUGUUAUCUUAUGGAGGGAACUCCAGAUGUCAAGAUGUUUUCUAAGCCCGUGUCCUUGAGUCUGCUCUGUAGAUACUUAUUAAAAUCCUUUGUCAGUUCUACUAAAAACAAGCGCUGUAAGCUGCUCCCCCUGGUCCUGGCUGCUCCACUGGAUGUUGAGAAGGGGACGGUGAUGAUGGUGGGAAUUCCUCCAGAAGUGGAGAGUUCUGACAAAAAGAAUUUCUUUGGUCGAGCCUUUGAGAAAGCUGCAGAGAGUACUAGUUCUCGGACACUUCACAAUCAAUUUGAUAUGUCUAUAAUUGAACUUCGGACCGAAGACCGCAGCAAAUUCCUAGAUGCUCUCAUUUCCCUCCUCUCAUAAGAAAUUUGUGCUUUUCAAGUGGACCAUGAUGUCAUAUCACACUUGUCCCCAUGUAAAUGUGCUGUUUUAUCUAUAUUUAACGUGUUUUUUAUGUGUAAACUUUAAAUUAUGGCUGAGACUUUUCAGCAAUAAUAUUUUAGCGUCUUGACUAGUCCCUAAUAAUGUAAAUAAAACAUUGA
Bufo bufo (common toad) is the source of this 1963-nucleotide messenger RNA. It is a transcript of the gene CDC45, whose product is annotated as cell division cycle 45. Lineage: Eukaryota; Metazoa; Chordata; Amphibia; Anura; Bufonidae. The transcript is spliced from 19 exons. Gene Ontology annotation, cellular component: DNA replication preinitiation complex. Gene Ontology annotation, molecular function: single-stranded DNA binding; chromatin binding; DNA replication origin binding. The coding region runs from base 75 to 1784 and encodes 569 amino acids. The record is from RefSeq and is a predicted model, not a curated record. Gene Ontology annotation, biological process: double-strand break repair via break-induced replication; DNA replication initiation; mitotic DNA replication preinitiation complex assembly.